Messenger RNA from Gongylonema pulchrum, 807 nucleotides. Lineage: Eukaryota; Metazoa; Nematoda; Chromadorea; Rhabditida; Gongylonematidae. The record is from the annotation of a GenBank genome assembly.
AUAUGGGAGCAUGUUGGGCAUGCAUUGGCCGAUCGACAAUCUCCGGUUCGUGUAGCAAAACUCGAUUGUACGCGUUACGCCGGCACUGCAUCUGCACUGAAUAUACGCGGCUAUCCGACGAUAAUUUUCUUCCGGCAUGGUAAAGAAUUGGUGUACGAAGGUGAGCGGAAAAAAGAGGCAAUGGUUGAUUUUGCUCUGAAAGCAUCCGGGCCUGUGAUUGGACUUAUCGAAGAUGUUCGGGAAUUGUCGCAGGUGAAGAUUUUUUUAAUUUUUAACCCCAUACUUUUACCUCUAUUUUUUUUUGUUCUUGAUUUCUUCUUGUGCAGCCAGAAAUUUCUACUUUUGGACUCGGAGAAGUUGUUUUCAUCAAUACGAUUCUAUCAGGCAAAAAGAGAUGCCUUCCCGAAAGCAGUUUCUCUUCCCGAUAAUCCAGCAGUACUUGUUUUCAAAGACAACGAUUACUUAACAUAUACGAACGAAGGAGAUGACUUCACAGCGGAAAGCCUAAGUGACUGGAUAUACAACGAACGUUGGCCACUGAUACCACUUAUCACAUCAACAAAUAUCAAAGAAGUUGGACGAAUGCGAAUGCUUGUUUUGGCUGUUGUGAAUAUGAUUGAUAGGAGAAAUGGGACGACACAAAUUGGAAAAUUUUUUUCGGUGGUCACAGAUGCUGCUCAAACAGUACGCAAAGAUACAUAUUUGUCGUCAUAUUUUCAGUUUGGCUGGUUAGAUGGCAGUGAAAUUGCCAAUAAUAUUGCGAUGGGAACAGUAAAUCAGCCAGGUAUGUACUUACUGUUGAAAUCC